Messenger RNA from Pongo pygmaeus (Bornean orangutan), 5050 nucleotides. RefSeq names its product solute carrier family 6 member 19 (gene SLC6A19). Bases 16 to 1920 code for a protein of 634 amino acids. Gene Ontology annotation, biological process: nitrogen compound transport; neutral amino acid transport; sodium ion transmembrane transport. Lineage: Eukaryota; Metazoa; Chordata; Mammalia; Primates; Hominidae. The transcript is spliced from 12 exons. Gene Ontology annotation, cellular component: apical plasma membrane; brush border membrane; plasma membrane. The record is from RefSeq and is a predicted model, not a curated record. Gene Ontology annotation, molecular function: neutral L-amino acid transmembrane transporter activity.
CGUCCAGCGACCACCAUGGUGAGGCUCGUGCUGCCCAACCCCGGCCUGGACACCCGGAUCCUGUCCCUGGCUGAGCUGGAGACCAUCGAGCAGGAGGAGGCCAGCUCCCGGCCGAAGUGGGACAACAAGGCGCAGUACUUGCUCACCUGCGUGGGCUUCUGCGUGGGCCUCGGCAACGUGUGGCGCUUCCCCUACCUGUGUCAGAGUCACGGAGGAGGAGCCUUCAUGAUCCCGUUCCUCAUCCUGCUGGUCCUGGAGGGCAUCCCCCUGCUGCACCUGGAGUUUGCCAUUGGGCAGCGGCUGCGGCAGGGCAGCCUGGGAGUGUGGAGCUCCAUCCACCCGGCCCUGAAGGGCGUAGGCCUGACCUCCAUGCUUGUGUCCUUCGUGGUGGGACUGUACUACAACACCAUCAUCUCCUGGAUCAUGUGGUACUUAUUCAACUCCUUCCAGGAGCCUCUGCCCUGGAGCGAGUGCCCGCUCAACGAGAACCAGACAGGGUAUGUGGAUGAGUGUGCCAGGAGCUCCCCUGUGGACUACUUCUGGUACCGAGAGACGCUCAACAUCUCCACGUCCAUCAGCGACUCGGGCUCCAUCCAGUGGAGGAUGCUGCUGUGCCUGGCCUGUGCAUGGAGCGUCCUGUACAUGUGCACCAUCCGCGGCAUCGAGACCACCGGGAAGGUCGUGUACAUCACCUCCACGCUGCCCUAUGUUGUCCUGACUAUCUUCCUUAUCCGAGGCCUGACGCUGAAGGGCGCCACAAAAGGCAUCGUCUACCUCUUCACGCCCAACGUCACAGAGCUGGCCAACCCGGUCACCUGGCUGGACGCGGGCGCACAGGUCUUCUUCUCCUUCUCCCUGGCCUUCGGGGGCCUCAUCUCCUUCUCCAGCUACAACUCUGUGCACAACAACUGCGAGAGGGACUCGGUGAUCGUGUCCAUCAUCAACGGCUUCACAUCAGUGUACGUGGCCAUUGUAAUCUACUCCAUCAUUGGGUUCCGUGCCACGCAGCGCUACGACGACUGCUUCAGCACGAACAUCCUGACCCUCAUCAACGGGUUCGACCUGCCUGAAGGCAACGUGACCCAGGAGAACUUUGUGGAGAUGCAGCGGCAGUGCAACGCCUCCAACCCCGCGGCCUACGCGCAGCUGGUGUUCCAGACCUGCGACAUCAACUCCUUCCUCUCAGAGGGCGUGGAGGGCACAGGCCUGGCCUUCAUCGUCUUCACCGAGGCCAUCACCAAGAUGCCGGUGUCCCCACUGUGGUCCGUGCUCUUCUUCAUUAUGCUCUUCUGCCUGGGGCUGUCAUCUAUGUUUGGGAACAUGGAGGGCGUCGUUGUGCCCCUGCAGGACCUCAAAGUCAUCCCCCCGAAGUGGCCCAAGGAGCUGCUCACAGGCCUCAUCUGCCUGGGGACAUUCCUCAUUGGCUUCAUCUUCACGCUGAACUCCGGCCAGUACUGGCUCUCCCUGCUGGACAGCUAUGCCGGCUCCAUUCCCUUGCUCAUCAUCGCCUUCUGCGAGAUGUUCUCUGUGGUCUACGUGUACGGUGUGGACAGGUUCAAUAAGGACAUUGAGUUCAUGAUCGGCCACAAGCCCAACAUCUUCUGGCAAGUCACGUGGCGUGUGGUCAGCCCCCUGCUCAUGCUGAUCAUCCUCGUCUUCUUCUUCGUGGUCCAGGUCAGUCAGGAGCUGACCUACAGCAUCUGGAACCCUGGCUACGAGGAAUUUCCCAAAUCCCAGAAGAUCUCCCACCCGAACUGGGUGUAUGCGGUGGUGGUGAUUGUGGCUGGAGUGCCCUCCCUCACCAUCCCCAGCUAUGCCAUCUACAAGCUUAUCAGGAACUGCUGCCAGAAGCCAGGGGACCGUCAGGGGCUGGUGAGCACACUGUCCACAGCCUCCAUGAACGGGGACCUGAAGUACUGAGAAGGCCCAUCCCACGGCGUGCCACACACUGGUGUCAGGGAAGGAGGAACCAGCAAGACCUGUGGGGUGGGGGCCGGGCUGCACCUGCAUGUGUGUGAGUGUGAGUGUAUACUCAUGUGUGUGAGUGUAUGUAUUAUACAUGCAUGUGUCAUGUGUGCAGAUAUUUAUCAUGUGUGCACGUACAUGCAUGGGCACUGUGUGAGUCUGCAUGUGUGUGCACACAUAUACAUGUGUGUGGGUGUGUGUAUUGUAUAUGCAUGUGCCACGUGUGCAGAUGUGUGUCGUGUGUGUGCAUGUACAUGUAUGGACAUUGUGUGAGUGUACAAGUGUGCAUGCAUAUACGUGUGUGCAAUAUUUGCUGCCCACGUGUGUGUGCAUGUAUAUAUGGACAUACAUGCCAGUGUUGUGUGUGGUGUGCAUAUGUGUGAACACACACGUGUAUACAUGCAUGCAUGUGUGCUUUUACAAUGGGUGUCCACAUGCACACGUGGAUGUACACCUGUGAGUGUAUAUACAUGCAUGCAAUUGUAUGUGUGUUCUGUGUAUGUGUGCUUGCAUGUAUAUAUGCACGUGUGUGCAUGUAUGCCUGUGUGACAUGUGUAUGUGAGCAUGUGUACGUGUGUGUAUACGUGUGUGUUGUAUAUAUGUGUGUGUCUAUACCUGUUUGUGUAUAUGUGCGUGACGUGUGCUCGUGUGUGUGCAUAUUCAGGCAGGUGUGCAUUUGUGCGUGCCUGUGUGUGUGUAUGUGCGCAUAUGGACACGUGUGGAUAUGUGUGCAUACACGUCGAUGGGAUGCGUGCCUGCCACUCGGGGCCCAGCUGCCCUCUGUGUUUGUCCUUGCCACAGUCACGCGGGGCAUGUGCAGAGGGGAGCAGACCACUGGGGAGGUGCUGCGCCCUGCACAUGCCCAGGGGAAGCGGAAGCUGCAGCUGGGGUGGGGGGCAACACCUCCAUGCUUCAUCUCUGUGGAUGGCAGGAGACAAAAGCACAGGUUACUGUCUUGGCUCCUGGGAGCGACUCUUGCUGCCCACCCCUACCCAUCCCCUUCCCCUUGGUGUUGACCUUUGACCUGGGGGUUCCCAGGGCCCUGUAGCCCUCAACUGGGAGCAGCCUCUUGGAAGCUGGAGUGGGCAGUUGCUGGCGAUUCUGAGAAAACUUGGCCGCAUCCUCCGGGGCCCUGCCUCCAGUCGGCCCCUGCCGAGUCUCUGCGUUCUGGCCAUCUCCCGGCUUAAUGAAUGCCAGCCAUUUAAUCAUUGCUCCUGCCACCACAAAUAGAUGAGCAGUUAAAUGAAACUCAACUUGGCAUAAUUCAAGGCAAAUACCACUGUGCAUUUUCUUAAGAGGACAUGAGCUGUGUGAAUUUUUAGCCAGCCUUUGGAAAAGAUGGGUUACAGGGUAACUCAACCCUGGCUGCCAUCCUUGGGCACUCUGUGUGUCCAGGGCACCUUGGAGACCAUGCACCCCCAGAAGCCUCCAGCCCCUGCACCACUCCGUGAAGCCCAGCCUGGCGCCCGCCCUGCCCCUGUCACAGGAUGGGCCCCUGUUGGGGUUCGACGUUCUAUCUCAGCCAAAGGCAGUCGGCACUUGGGACAUCUGCUUCAAUGGACAGGUCACCUCUGCUUUGCACGGAAGAAUCUGGACGCUUACAUUAAACUGAUGUUCUGAGAAUUCCUACGUACAGGUCACCUCUGCUUUCCAUGGAAGAAUCUGGACGCUUACAUUAAACUGAUGUUCUGAGAAUUCCUAUGGACAGGUCACCUCUGCUUUCCAUGGAAGAUUCUGGAUGCUUACAUUAAACUGAUGUUCUGAGAAUUCCUACAGGCAGGACUGAAAGCCUGGUGUGUGCCAGUGUGAUGUUCCACCCACAGAAACCUGGUCACAAUCGUCCCUUCCAGCACCCCAUCCGGCGGUGACUGCACACACUGAGUCCUCCUGCCAGCCUCUUCCACCCCUGCUGACUGUCACUGGGCCCUGAGAUGUGCAAGACUCCACAGCAGCAGAGGUGGGGGGAAACAUCACAGCCUCUGCCCCCGGCUGUGAUGCCACCGAGGGGAUCGCCUGCUGAUGGCUUCAACAGGGUCUCACCUCAUCUUUUCCAGCUCUUGGGCCCUUAAUCGAGAAAAUUCCCAUCAGUGCCCCAUUAAUAUGCUGCCCUGUGGCGUCUGCCCAGGAGGCCCUGUCAGGCAUGCACAGGUGUGCAUUGGUUUACCCUGGCAUGCACAGGUGUGCACUGGUGUGCCCUGGCGUCCAUUGGUGUACCCUGGUAUGCCUGCCAUAGGACCCUGGGCGGGAGCUCCCAUCUCAUCUACAUCUCCUGAUUCAUGCGUUGUUUCAUAGGUUUCAAUGUCUCUGUAAAUGUGGUAGAAAUGCAGGCUUUAUGGGCAUAAAGUGUACGUUUCUAAAUGAAUCCCUUCUAUUUAAUAUUCUCACCCUAAAAGUUACUGUUGUCCAGACGUAGAGGGAUGAGUGAGCCAGUGACCUCAGAGGGGAUGGUGGGGACGGCAGGUCCAGCUCCUGCCUCCUCCUGGGGGUCUGGCUUUGGGGGCUUGCUCUGAAGAGGCCAUGGCCCAGGCCUGUGGCCUUGCGACGGGGACCAACCAGCUCUUCACAUCUUCUUUCCUCACACUUCCUCUCACUCAAAUAAGAACCUUCCAAAAAUGUGUCCACCUGGGCCCCUGCCCUGGGACUCAUGGAUUUGGAGUUGUGGCCUUGCGGUUGAGGGGUGCAGUGUCCAGUGGAAUGGGGCAAUUGUGGUCCUGGGGGCCCUUGGCCUGUCCCUGGCGGGAGCAUCUGCAAGAAGGAGCCCCAGAGUCCAGGGAGCACUGUGCGGAGCUCCUUAGAGCUGAACUCACCCGGUGUCAGCUCGUCAACCCUCCACCCAUGGACAGGGGUGCCCCGAGCACAGGAGAGGACUCAGCCCUCUGCCCCCACGCAUGGUGGGUACCUGUCACCCUGUCCUGCCCAGUGGCCCGAGGGCAGCAGUGGGUGUGAGGGCAGCCCCCGGCCUCCCAAGAGCAGCUGAGAGGAUCCCUGUGGGAAUUUGGGCUUCGGGUGCAUGCAAUCUGAUCUGAGUUGUUUCUGACAGUGACAGAGUGACAAUCUACAAGUAUCUCAACAUCAAAUGGUUAAA